AUUUGAGUAGGUCGUGGUCGUGGGACUGUGAGCGAACAAGAGAGGGAGAACACGCCUUGCUAAUCACGUGGUGCACGGGUUUGCGGCAAUUACGGUUCAUUCUAGUCCUUCAAGUGCAGAACUUUGCUCGUUAAGCUAAGGCAAAGUGAGACGAACCUAGAAUGGGUAUUGUAAAAUUUCCAAAGAAAGUAUCCGCUGGAUUUCACACUGACCUUAAUAUGCUCUUACGAAAUUUUAUGUCAGAGGAAAGUCUACGAUACAAUACGUUCUCCAAAGUCUGGCGGGAGGCGAAGUUCUCCUUGGUGUUUUGUGGCCGGAAGGACCGGGAACUUCGUCUCUUCUUCGAAGAAAUAGUUCCCAUCAUACUGCAGUUAUGGCUUCCCACUUGCUCAUUCCGAGAGAGAGUGUUUGGUCUUUACAUGCUUUAUGCGGUCUACACCAUGCAGCCGACGGUGCCGAAAUUGAAGAUAAGACUCAGGCUGAUGGACUGGGAGCAAUCGGAGGUGCUCUUGCGGAUAGCCAGCAGAGAGCAGCACUUGGAUGCUUGCUAUCUCCUCUACAGAAUGCGCCUGGAGAAGUGCUUUCACUUCGUUGCUCUCUUGAGACAGAGGAGCCCUGUGAUGUACUAUGGUCAAGAGGAAGAUGUCAGUACACUUGCAGCCGCGAGCGCCAACGUGUUUUCUCCACUGGAGAGGAUGACUAGAUGUGGCACACUCCAGCAACUGUCGCUGAUUCAUCGGCAGUACAUAGCAAUGAAAUCCCUUCAAGAAAACCCUGAAGUGAAAAAUAUGGCCCUCGUCAAAGAAAAUAUCUAUGAAGGCGUGUGCAAGGAAAUUGCUUUGCUUCAAGCCAAGUAUCGAGAUUUGGAAAAGCAGGCUGAAGAUGCAAAUGAGGAGGCCCGAAAAAGCUCCAUCAAGGGGGAAAGCAUGGCUGCAAGGCGUCAAAGACUACGAACACAGCAGUUCAGCACAGUGACCAAAACUCGCAAGGGAAAGCGCUUCGAAGAACUCGUGCACGACGACUCAUCCACAAGCGGAUGCGAUGAAGAAAGCAUUGUAGAGUUUGCAGAAAGCACCAGCCCCGCUUCAAAGCGUGCGAAAAAGCGAUUGGUGUCAAGAAAAAAGUUGCAGGCAUUGAAGUCGGCUAGUGCUGCCAAAGGUGACAAGAAACCAGAGAGAGGAUGCAAAAACUCGAAGCAGUGAGAAUGCUUUGUAUAGAAGUGUCGCUUGAAAGUGACAAAAUUAUUUAUUUUCUUCCCUCAAGUCUGUCUUCAGGGAAAUGUGGCCACUGGCUACCCGUUUCUUUUUGUUCGUUAAAACCAGUGGUGAAAGCUUUAGUGCAGAACGCUAUAAUGAUUUGUAUAAAAUGUAAUGGACAAACUUGGAUUCUUUAAUGGAUCUGCUCCACUGUCUUGAUAGUUUAUUCAUUGCCGCUCGCAUUAGUGUACUACAUUUGGCGUGCACAGUUUCUACUGCAUUUAUUAAUUUCAUCAGUUCAGAGUUAUGCGGCAAAGUAUGCAUAUGCACCUUUAAUAGCUUGUUUUUGAUGUCGGAGGUUAUGCCUUCUGCCUAUGUAUCUCAUUGUUCCUAGUCAAAAGCACUGUUAGUGCGAAUAGUUAGUGCAAAAGCAUUGGAUGUUGCCAUGACAUUUUAUCUUAGUUUGCAUUUUCUUUUUCCUGCAAGCAUACAAGUUCAUGCACGUUCAUACAUUAAAACCUCUGCUGCUACAUGGCUGCGUGUAUUACUUGGUGAUAGUUUUCUCUCUUUUUUUGUGUGUGUGUGCAUGCAUAUUUUUAAUGCUUUCAGUGACUUUUAUGCAAACAUGCUUUCAUUGAAAUUAUUGCAUGCAACAAAGCUUUUUUUGUUGCUAGGCAUUGCUAGGCACAGUGCAGAAUAUGUGAACUUGUGCUAAAUAACAUCGUUAUCAUCAAGCCUUUUCUUCGGAGUGGUUUUGACAUACGAAAGCCAGCAGCUUUUUAUACGUCGCAAGCUUCAAAUGGGACUUCAAAAAGCAAAAGAGAUGGCACGUCCAGUGUCAAUUACAAUAAAAUAUGCAGUAGCUUCCAUAAACAUCUUACAGUUGUAAGGAAAAGGCAGCAGCUGCUCAUUUAGUAGGACAGCCGAAGUGCAGGUGGAGGAAUUGACUAGCCAGGGAUUUGCAUGAUGUGUGAAUGAAAUCGGAUAAGAUGGUCUCGUGGUACGUGAUAAAGGCUAGCCACAUUACAUCAAGCAAAAAAUUAUGCCCUCAUGCAAAAAACGGGAAAGUUACGUGGUUCUUAUUUAAGGCACUGUAAGACUUUUUUUGUAGAAGAAAGCAAAUUAUCUUUUGAGUCUGAACAAAGUGUCAAAUUCUUGCACUGGCACUGCAGUUGUGGAGCACCAUCACUGAAGCAGGCAGAAUACUUCAUCAAACCAGUGACGGUGAAUCAUGAAUAAACUUUAUUGUACGAA
This is a messenger RNA of Dermacentor silvarum, 2450 nucleotides long. RefSeq names its product snRNA-activating protein complex subunit 1-like (gene Pbp45). The record is from RefSeq and is a predicted model, not a curated record. The transcript is spliced from 8 exons. Bases 162 to 1202 code for a protein of 346 amino acids. NCBI's taxonomy places the organism in Eukaryota, Metazoa, Arthropoda, Arachnida, Ixodida, Ixodidae. Gene Ontology annotation, cellular component: snRNA-activating protein complex. Gene Ontology annotation, molecular function: sequence-specific DNA binding. Gene Ontology annotation, biological process: snRNA transcription by RNA polymerase II; snRNA transcription by RNA polymerase III.